AUGCGCGGUCACAUCGCCAUUUCACAGAUCAUCAACAUGGCGGAGAGCGUGCCUUCGGACGGCAAGCAAGCGACGGUGCCAGCUCAAGGCACGGCGCCCCCCUGCAGCGCGCCACCUCCGACGCAGCAGCGCACCGGCGACGCUCCUGCGAACACCGCUCCAGCGGGCGGCGGCGGCGACCAGGCGGGCAACUCAGCGUCCAGCAACACUUCGGCGGGCGUCACCAGGACGGGGGAAACUAAGCGCGUCUCCUUCUCCGGCGACGCGGGCAAAACCUCUGACGCGAAUAUGCGCGAGGCCGAUGGCACUGCCUCGGCUGACGCUGCAGCCCAGGAAACUGGUGACGCGAACUCAGAGUCUAAAGCUCCAGACGCAGGCGACACGGCUGCGGACGUGAACCUGGAGGAUGCCCCUGAGUUCAAGUUACCACGACACGCGACGCUGGAGGACGUCAGGGGGCUCGUCUUCGCGGGUAUGCUUCGGCAGCAGGAGGUGGAUGUCCCCGACUUC
This is a messenger RNA of Phytophthora sojae, 510 nucleotides long. RefSeq lists its product as hypothetical. The annotation marks the transcript as partial. The transcript has a single exon. The record is from RefSeq and is a predicted model, not a curated record. NCBI's taxonomy places the organism in Eukaryota, Oomycota, Peronosporomycetes, Peronosporales, Peronosporaceae.